Molecule: messenger RNA, 342 nt
Organism: Fusarium oxysporum Fo47
Lineage: Eukaryota; Fungi; Ascomycota; Sordariomycetes; Hypocreales; Nectriaceae
Exons: 2
Coding region: 1-342 (113 amino acids)
Source: RefSeq, a predicted model, not a curated record
AUGCCUGCCGAGCAGCAGCAGCAGCGAGAAGACGGGUACAGUAGCGUUGGUGUUCCCCCUUCUGAGGCCUUUGAAGGCUUGGCGAAAUCUUAUCACGGGUGGGUGCCGAGAAACGCCAAGGCCCGGAUUGCACCGAAACACGUCCACGUUGACCGCUCCUCCAUCAUAAGACACGCGCAAGCCGUCAUAGGUUACUGCGGAAGUGUGGUCGAAUGGAUUCUCUUGGGGAGGGGCCCAAUGACCAUGACCAUGCCCAGUAGCUUACGAGGGCCAAUGCUCAUCAUAGUGGACUCGUCCAGCCUAAGCCGAGCCUUUUGGCCCCAGUGCCACGGUCUUGGCUGA